AUGGAUGGCCAGACCCUAGCGGUUAACUUUGGGGAAGAGCUGAAGGUCGCCGGUGGGAUCGCGUGGCUUGAUGAUAUACAGUCAUUUUAUCGCGAGAGAGCAGUGAUAGAGAAGGAGUACGCUGCAAAGCUCAACGCUCUAGCAAAAAAAUAUUUUGAGAAGAAGGCCAAAAAAAGCUCGAGCCUCAGUGUUGGAGAUACACCGUUUAUGACUCCGGGCAGCCUAGAAAGUGCCUCGUUGACUACAUGGACCACUAUUCUUUCCGCAACGGAAUAUGUUUCGAAAGAACACGACAAUUUCGCCGCGUGCCUCUCGAAUAAAGUAUGCGAUUCUCUAAAGUCAAUUGCAACCCGAUACGAAGAUUAUCGGAAACGCCAUGAGUCCCUUGCCGCAAAACUAUUAGCGGAAAGAGAUUCAGUCUACUCCGAUUUGAAGAAGAGCAAGGAUUCAUAUGAUGCGACAUGUAGAGUUGUUGAGGAGAAGAGAGCCAAGGUUGAUAAGAGUUAUGACACAGCAAAGCCCAAAGCUGAAAAGUCCUACCAAACGCAACUGGCCGAAAUGAACAAUGUAAAGAAUACCUACCUCCUACAGAUCGCUGUUACAAAUAGGCAAAAGCAAAAAUACUUUUAUGAAGAUCUCCCAGAACUAAUCAACUCCCUACAAGACCUAAACGAGACCCGUGUCGCCAAGUUAAAUUCGCUUUGGACUUUGAGCAAUGAACUUGACUCAACCUGCCGUAAAAACACUAUAUCCCAUCUUUCAGGAGUUAUAGCAGAGAUCGCCUGCAACAUCCCCACUUACGACUCUGCGAUGUUCGCUAAACACAAUAUGGCAGGUUGGGUUGAGCCAUCCAACUUCGUGUUUGAACCAAGUCCGAUAUGGCAUGACACCGACGAAAUAGUCGUUGAUGAGAACGCCAAAGUUUUCUUGAGAAAUCUACUAGGAAAGAGUCGGCGAGGCCUCGGAGAUGCAAAAACACAGGUCGAGUCUAGGCGGAAGGAAAUCAAUGGAUUAAAGGAGUUGAUCGAUACUGUCAAGCUUGAUGAAAGCAAGAUGCAGAAAGAAAUUGACGCGACUAGAGGCAUAUUCUACAACUUUGAGGAAUUGGCCCCUCAUUCAACAAAACUAACAACGCUCCAAGUCGAAAUUGAAACCAUCUUGGGGGCAGUGGGUGAAAUUGAACGUGGAACGCAAACCCAUAAAUUUAAGCCCACAACCUUCAAAAUCCCGACAAAUUGCGAUUUCUGCAACGAAACUCUAUGGGGCCUGAAAAGUAAAGGGUUUACUUGCCAGGACUGUGGCUACUCAUGCCACAAACACUGCGAGAUGAAGAUUCCGGCAGCUUGCCCGGGAGUGCUAGACAAGGCUGCAAAAAAGGCCCUGAAGGAGGAAAAACGGAUGAGCAUGGCUAUCGGUGGACCAAACGGGAACGAUACAGAACUAAGCCGUAGUAACACCAUGAAUUCGCUAUCCUCCAGUUACUCAGGGGGGAGAUUACGCACCAAACCUUCAGGCAGCAAGUUACCAACUAGCGUGAGUCCUAGUGCAGCUAGUGCUGAAUUGGAAGCCACCCCUGAUAUUGCCCCCCCGAGGAGGAACAGAGUCAUAGCUCCGCCACCAGAGCGAUACGUCUCACCCCCUUCCGAACCCAUAGCGGAGCUCCCAGAGCAUGGGAAACAAAAGAUUGGACGGAUGAUAUAUACAUAUUCAGGUACAGGCGAGGGUGAAAUAAGUAUCGAGGCAGGGGCAGAAGUAGUCGUCGUUGAGCCGGAUGAUGGAUCAGGAUGGGUCAUGGUUCGCUCAGGGAAUGCUGAAGGCCUUGUUCCUGCCACAUACAUUGACGUUGAUCCAUCGCCUGCGGCGCGCCCAAGUAGCGUACACUCUUCCUCCAAUGCAUCUAUUGCAAAUUCAACAUUCAGUACAGGGAAAAAGAAAGGUCCUGCUGUGAAGCCAAAGAGGGGUGCCAAAAGAGUAAAGCAUGUUGAAGCCCUAUACGACUAUGAGGCAAGGAGCGGUGCGGAACACAGCAUGAUUGAAGGCGACAGGUUUGUACUGGUCAAGGAAGACGAUGGAAGUGGAUGGGCAGAGGUCGAGAAAGGUGGCGUUGUGAAGAGUGUGCCAGCGGCAUAUGUUCAAGUCGUCGAAGGAUGA
This is a messenger RNA of Tuber melanosporum (Perigord truffle), 2151 nucleotides long. RefSeq lists its product as uncharacterized. Gene Ontology annotation, molecular function: protein binding. Gene Ontology annotation, biological process: regulation of actin filament polymerization. The coding region runs from base 1 to 2151 and encodes 716 amino acids. The record is from RefSeq and is a predicted model, not a curated record. The transcript is spliced from 6 exons. Lineage: Eukaryota; Fungi; Ascomycota; Pezizomycetes; Pezizales; Tuberaceae.